Messenger RNA from Oppiella nova, 366 nucleotides. The record is from the annotation of a GenBank genome assembly. Lineage: Eukaryota; Metazoa; Arthropoda; Arachnida; Sarcoptiformes; Oppiidae.
AUGCUGUUGAAGCAAGCUCAUGGCAGUUUUCACAAGUUAUUAAGGGACACUUUGGUAGACUUCCCGCAUCUGACCCCCGACUCGUCCCGACUAACUGUCAUUAGUUCACCGAAAUAUUACGCAAACAACGAGUUGUUUAAACUAUUUAAUACAUUUAAACUCGAGGCAAAGGCACUGGAGGUAUCGGAACAGACACUCAAAAUAGAGUCCAUUCAGCAGCUAAUUGAUAGACAAGACAUCGAUGUAAUGGUCCUUAAAAAGAACAUUAUUGAUAGGUUACUUAAAGAUCGCUACAAAGAGCUGAUACCUCGCAUACAGUAUGUCGAUUACCAGGAUUUUGAAGCGUCUAUACGAGUCAGGCAUUGA